Messenger RNA from Xiphophorus hellerii (green swordtail), 2094 nucleotides. Its product is annotated as glomulin-like. The transcript has 18 exons. The record is from RefSeq and is a predicted model, not a curated record. Lineage: Eukaryota; Metazoa; Chordata; Actinopteri; Cyprinodontiformes; Poeciliidae. Gene Ontology annotation, cellular component: cytoplasm. Bases 143 to 1912 code for a protein of 589 amino acids. Gene Ontology annotation, molecular function: ubiquitin-protein transferase inhibitor activity.
GUUUCGGUUCCUCACACACUGAAUCUUUUUCUCUCCCUUGAGACGCCAGGAGAGCUAUUUAUUUGAUCAUUUAGAAACCACCACUACAUCUGCCGUGGACGUAUUGAUAACAGGAUUGGCUCUGAGGGCGGAGGAAACAUUGAUGAUGAAUGAAGAUAAAGUGCAUGAGAUCAUCCAGAGAUGGCGCGAGACUCCAGAAGAAGAUUUGAAGCCGGAGGACUACCAGCAGUUCAGGGAUGUAGGAGCUGCCUGUCUCAGUGGGGGUGACGGCCAACAACUGCUGAAAUUCAUCCAGGAUGAGAAAAACCAGGGAAUUGUGAAGUCCAUGGGCUGUGGUCUGUUGGCACCUCUUGUAGACGAACUAGUUACUAAUAAGAAGAGUCAUGACCACUGCCAGGCUGCCUUCACACAACUGAUCAUGACGUGCAGCUCCAGAACCCUCCUGGAGAGCUUCCUUGAAUUAAUUGAAGGCAUGGACCCAGGCGCCAUUUCUGAAACCAUUCUCGUCCUUCUUCCUCACCUUCAAACAGUUCUGCUGCAGCUGGAUGAGAACCGAGCAGCAGGUGUGGGUUUGGCUCUGUCGGCCCUUCACAAGCAGCUGUCCCGGCUGCCUGUACCUUACACCCAGCAGCAGGAGGAGGCUGAUGAGCACGGUUUGUGUUGCUGCUGCGUCGCCCUGGCGACGUUCACCAGGCCUUUUGUAGACGGGGUGAAGAAGAAGGAUGAAAACUGUGACCCAACACCAGAAGAUGACGAGCUGAAGGCUGAGAUUCUUAAGUUCUGCAUGCUGAGUUUAAAAGAACCUUUGCUUGAAGCUGAACUGAACCGAGACAGAAAAUCAACUUUGUGGCUCUUUGCAGUAGAGAUAAUGAUCAUCCUGUCUGCAAUCAGAGAGUCUCUUCCAGGCCUUCUGUUCUUCAGUUCUCUGAGGAAAUUCACCACGAUGGAUACUGAGCUGUCCAAGGAGUCGGCCGCAUGCUUGGCCUAUCUGCUUUUUGUCCAGCUCAUAGCCAUGGACACAUUUCCAGCCGUGUUCAAUCCUGUGUUUAUUCUUCAGUGCAACAUGGAGCACAUCAGUCAACUCCUCAGUAGGAAAAAGGAAUCGCAUUUGCUCAAGGGACUGGCACUGUUUGCUAAAAGCUUGGAGAAAGUGGAAGAUAAUAGCCUUCCAGUAGGUGUACUAGAUCUGGAAAGCUUCUAUAGCGCACCACAGAACCUGCGACAAGUUCUCACCGACUGUCCAAUUCAACAUUUGAGAGAAUCGGGACUGAAGGUGUUCCAACUUUUCAUAAACAAACUGGAUGCUGAAGCAAAGCAUAAAUUCUUCAGAUGCAUGUUAAAAACGAGCCACCAUGCAGGUGUUGAAGGUUACAUAGUGAACAACAUCAGGAGUCAAAUUCAAUCGCCUAUACAGGGUGAAGCCAAUAAGUGGUUCUUGGGAACGGAGCUUCUGCCACUGCUUGAGUUGGUGCUCAGUUUACCACAAGCUGCAGAGACGGAUUUACUCACCAACAUGGACAAAAUAAUGGAGAGUCUGAAUCUUCUGCGCUAUCUGCUUACGAGAGACAAAGAACUGAAGAGCGACGCUGAUGUGUGGGAAGAACUGUGCAGGAUUAAAGAUGCAUACCUAAAAAUGCUGAGAGUGUGUAUCAGCAUGUCGAGAGCAUAUUACUCUGCCGAGAUGAAAGCGCUGAAGGAGGAACAAAAGCUAAAAGCGAAAGAAGUCAAAGAGCAAGCUCGGUCUACCAGACUGUUAAAAACCAUAACAGUAAAGCAUGACAAAGUCUCCCAUAUGUCUCCAGAAGUCCAGUAUCAGGUGCUGCAGAGUGCUUUGGUGACAUUUGACUUAAUGGAAAGCCUUGUAGUCCGAAUAGAUGAGAUCACAGAGGAAAAGCAGGGGAAACCACACUGAGACAGCACUGGGAACUUUUUAUGUGUUUUAUUUCUGUUUGUUUGGCGGAUAAAAUAAAGAAUGCAGUGCUGUAAAGUGAUCAUUUUAUCGUUGCUGAAAUUAUUUUCAAAAGUACAGUUUGUGUCAUCAGCAGGGACUGUGUAUGAACUUGUGUCAUGCUAAAUAAAGCAAACUGGAUCACC